AGCGCGGCCAGCGCCGCUCCGGCAGAGGCGCCGGGAGCCGCAGGAUUACGGCGCUGGCACCGCGGGCGAGGACGGCGCUGCGGCGGCUGGAACGGCUCGGCUGCAGGUUAAACCUUGCCACCUGAGAGACUCAGACACACAGUUCUUGUGAGACAACCAGAAUUACUGAAUUCAGGAGACUGAAGAUGCUGCUGCUGCUGUGGGAGCAGCUGUUCCUGGUGUCAUUUGUUGGCUGCCUUGCAGAUGUGGAGAGCUCCAGGACGAGGAUGAGGAGCGCGGUGUCGGUGCGCGAAGGCCAGGGCGUCGUGCUGCUCUGUGGGACCCCUCCCCGGGCUGGAGACGUGUCCUUUGCCUGGAUCUUCAACGAGUACCCGUCGUUCGUGCAGGAGGACAGCCGGCGCUUCGUGUCGCAGGAGACGGGGCACCUGUACAUCGCCAAGGUGGAGCCCUCGGACGUGGGCAACUACACCUGCGUGGUGACCAGCAGGGCCAGCAGCAGCCCCACGCUGGGCUCCCCCACGCCCCUGGUGCUGCGCACCGACGGUGUGAUGGGGGAAUACGAGCCCAAAAUAGAAGUUCAGUUCCCUGAGACACUGGCAGCAGCCAAAGGCUCCACUGUGAAGCUGGAGUGCUUUGCACUAGGAAACCCCGUGCCUCAGAUUAACUGGAGAAGAACUGACGGGCUGCCAUUUCCAAGUAAAAUAAAGCUGAGGAAAUCCAAUGGCAUGAUUGAAAUCCCUAAUUUCCAACAGGAGGACGCAGGGCUCUAUGAAUGCAUCACUGAAAACUCCAGAGGCAAAAACAUUGCCAGAGGACGUCUCACUUAUUAUGCAAAGCCUCACUGGGUCCAGACCAUAAAGGAUGUGGAGGUUGCUGUGGAGGACACCUUGUACUGGGACUGCAGAGCAAGUGGGAAGCCCAAACCAUCCUACAGGUGGCUGAAGAAUGGGGAGCAGCUGGCAAUAGAGGGAAGGAUCCAAAUUGAAAAUGGUGCACUUACAAUAUCAAAUCUAAAUCUGACAGAUUCUGGCAGAUACCAGUGCAUAGCUGAAAAUAAACAUGGUGUCAUCUCUUCGAGUGCAGAGCUCAGGGUUGUAGCUUCUGCUCCAGAUUUUUCCAAGAGUCCAAUGAAGAAACUGAUCCAGGUUCAGAGAGGCAGCACAGUUGAUUUUGAGUGCAAACCCAAAGCUUUCCCUAAGGCCAAACGUUCCUGGAAGAAGGGAGGUGAGCAGCUACAGGAAAAUGAAAGGGUCAGUCUGUUAAAGGAUGGAGGACUGAGGAUAGCCAACGUCACCAAGGGGGAUGCUGGCAGCUACACCUGCCUGGCCACAAACCAGUUUGGAACAGCCAGGGGCUCCACCAGCUUGGUAGUUACAGAGCCAACCAGGAUCACCCUGGCACCUUCCAACAUGGAUGUCACCGUGGGGGAGAGCGUGGUGCUGCCCUGCCAGGUGCAGCACGAUCCCCUGCUGGACAUCAGCUUCACCUGGUACUUCAACGGGACCCUCACGGACUUCCAGAGGGACGCCUCGCACUUCGAGAAGGUUGGAGGGAGUGCAUCAGGGGAUUUAAUGAUCAGGAACAUCCAGCUGAAGCACAGUGGGAAGUACGUGUGCAUGGUGAAGACAGAGGUGGACAGUGUGGCCUCUGCUGCCGACCUCAUCGUGCGAGGCUCUCCUGGGCCCCCCGAGCACGUGAGGGUGGUCGAGGUCACGGACACCACUGCCCAGAUCUCCUGGCAGGAGGGCACGGACAACCACAGCCCCGUGACCACCUACAGCAUCCAGGCCAGGACUCCCUUCUCCGUGGGCUGGCAGCGAGCCACCACAGUUCCGGAUGUGAUCGACGGGAAAACCUUCACAAGCACAGUAGUGGAUUUAAAUCCUUGGGUUGAAUAUGAAUUUCGUGUAGUUGCCAGUAACAAAAUAGGAGGUGGAGAGCCUAGUUUGCCCUCAGAAAAAGUAAGAACUGAAGAGGCAGUUCCCGAAAUUCCCCCGUCUGAGGUCAGCGGGGGAGGCGGCAGCAGGUCUGAGCUGGUCAUAACGUGGGAUCCCGUCCCUGAGGAGCUGCAGAACGGGGAGGGGUUCGGGUACGUGGUGGCCUUCCGCCCCUCGGGCACCACGACGUGGAUCCAGACCGUGGUGACCUCUCCUGACGCGCCCAGAUACGUCUUCAGGAACGAGAGCAUCCUGCCCUUCUCGCCCUACGAGGUCAAAGUCGGCGUCUACAACAACAAGGGCGAGGGGCCCUUCAGCGCCGUGGCCACCGUGUUCUCAGCUGAGGAAGAGCCCAGCACAGCCCCCUCGGGAGUGUCUGCCACCAGCCUGUCCUCCUCAGCCAUCCAGGUGUCCUGGACAGCCAUCCCCUGGAAGAUGAGCAAUGGGAGGCUGCUGGGCUAUGAGGUUAGGUACUGGAAUAAAGGCCAAAAAGAAGAAUCUUCAAACAGAGUAAAAGCAGCAGGGAAUGAGACAUCAAUAAAAAUUACGGGGUUGAGGAGCAACUUGGCUUAUUACACAGCUGUGCGUGCCUACAACAGCGCUGGAGCAGGGCCCUUCAGUGCCACUGUCAAUGCCACCACCAAAAAGCCACCCCCCAGCCAACCUCCAGGGAACGUGGUGUGGAACGUCACCGACUCCAGGGUUGUGCUGAGCUGGGAGGAGGUCAGAGCCAUGGACAACGAGUCCGAGGUCACGGGGUACAAGGUUCUGUACAGGACCAGCAGCCAGAGCCGGGUGGAGGAGCUGACCACGGCCACGACCACGGCCGAGCUGUGGCUGCAGCUCAAGGACGAUUAUUUCAUCGAGGUCAGGGCCACCACGGAGGGGGGAGAUGGCAGCAGCAGCGAGCAGAUCCUCAUCCCCAGACUAGCCAGUAUGGAUGCAAGAGGUUCUGGCCCAUCUGUCUUGAGUAUCUUCAGUGUCUCCAGCUUCUUAGCAACAAUAUUUUCCUUGACCCUUAAUUCUGUGUUGUGCUGAUAUAUUUGCAUUUGCUGGGGAAAAAAAAAAAUUGGUUACUAAAGUGCAUUUUUUUAAAAACACUGCAGUGGUUAAUGCAUGUUUUUUCUUCUAUCCUGGCGUGUUUUUAAAUUCUUUAUAUUUCACUGUAAGUUGAAGUAAAAAUACCAUGUAAAGUUUAGCAAAUCCUUUAGAAAGGAAUCUAAAAUGCCUUAAUACUUGAACCAAAGGAGUUUACAUGUUACAUACUUCAGAUACAGUCUGAGAUAGACGGGGAGGGAUGGCACUGUGAGGUCAGGGCUGUGAGGGAGAGUGAGAAACCCCAUUUUUGCAGCAGCCCUGAAUUGUUCUGGGUCUGUCCUGCAUUGCUAAAAUAGCAUUUGACGUGGAAGGGGUGAAAUCAGAGCUGUGGCUGUUACCAGCUGGAGGGUAACACGACCACCCCGUGGCUGCUCCCAAGGCAGUGCCAUCACCCAGCAGUUCGGAUCAUUUUCCUGCUGCCCUUUGUGGGAGUUGCUCUAAAUGGAAAAAAAAAAUAAAAUCCCAAGAGAAAUCUCCAAAGAAAUCCCAUCUGGAGCAGGGCAAAGGCAGGGCCUCCACUGCUGCUCCUGAGGAAUUAUCUCCCAGCUGUGAUUGAGGAUGUUCUUGUGCACCUCUCAAAUACCCAGCAAAUUCUGAAAUCCAUGUGCUCAUCCCACCUCACCUUUCCCUAACCAGGUGCUUCCUUCAAAACCAGAUUCUCCCACCUGGAGGGUGAUUUCUUGUCCUCCUGCCCAGCUGGCAGCCCUGGUGAGCUGCAGGGGCACCACGGCCUUAGGAAGAGGGACAGCCACCCCCUCCCUCCCUCCCAGAGCUGCAUCCCCAAAUCCUCCUGCUCCUCUCCCUGCCCCCUGCACUGCAAACACCCUGAAUUCAGACCUGCAGGCAGACCUCUCCCUCCUGCUGCCCUGGAGCCAGUUCUGCUCUGUCCCACCUGCUGUCACAUCAGUCUGGGAAGUUCAUAGGAUAUUAAAAAAAAUGGUACAACAACACUUCAGGCUUGCUGUUGAAGAGAAAUCUGUGCUUUCUUUCAUGGCAGUAAAUUAAAGAUAAAUUAAUCCUGCUCCAUUUGACUUUUAAGAGUUGUGGCUUCAGUCACAUCAGCCUUUUAGACACCUUUUAGAGAGGUCACAGCAUCCCUGUUCAGCACAUGUUCACAUGACAUAAAGCAUCUCCUCUCAAAGACUGGGGUUUUUUUUUCAUUUCACAAUACUAUUACAAUACACACAGCUACAAAGGGAGAACCAGGAUCCAUAAAAUUAUGGUAGCACAGUAGAAAAAAAUACCUUGAUAUGCAUUCAGCUGGCAGAUGAGACAAAGAGCUGCUGAGGAAAGCAGGAGCUGUAUAUACUGUACAUAGAGAGCAUAAAAGAGUUAAAAAUUAGUUGCUUUUCCAUGUGGCUGACCAGUGUUGUUUUCAGACACUUGCAAACAGGGGGGUGGGUGGGACAUGGAAAUCCAGGUGUUCCUAGUGAGUAAAUAGUUAUAUUUCAUGCAACAAAGGGUGACUCUUGCUCUUGUUUCACAAAAUUCUAGUCCGGGUUCCUGUACUGCCCAUUUUUCAUGCGCUUACAUUGUAUUAUUACUUGAUUUCUAGUUCUAUAUCUCCAUGAGAUAUGUACCCAGUACCUUGUUUCAUAUUGAAAAGGUUGAAAUUUAUCCUUGAACUUCCAGUUGUGUGUGUAUCCUAUGGUUAUCUGUAUGCAUUCUUUUCUAUUGCUGUAAUAAAAUAUUUAUUACAUUGAGGGAUAAUAGAAAAUCUCAAAGUGUUA
Lonchura striata (white-rumped munia) is the source of this 4765-nucleotide messenger RNA. RefSeq names its product contactin-3. Gene Ontology annotation, biological process: cell-cell adhesion; brain development; axon guidance. Gene Ontology annotation, molecular function: cell-cell adhesion mediator activity. NCBI's taxonomy places the organism in Eukaryota, Metazoa, Chordata, Aves, Passeriformes, Estrildidae. The record is from RefSeq and is a predicted model, not a curated record. Gene Ontology annotation, cellular component: plasma membrane; axon.